AUGUCAGAAAAUGCGGUGAGAAGAAAACUAGUCAUAAUAGGCGAUGGUGCAUGCGGUAAGACGUCUCUUCUGUAUGUGUUCACGCUGGGCAAAUUUCCCCAGGAGUACCAUCCUACGGUGUUUGAGAACUAUGUUACAGAUUGCCGAGUGGACGGAAUAAAAGUUACACUAGCUCUGUGGGAUACGGCAGGUCAGGAAGAGUACGAGCGGUUGCGACCUUUCUCGUACUCGAAAGCUAAUAUAAUACUAAUAGGAUUCGCUAUUGACGACCCAGAUUCACUGCUGAAUGCGCGCACCAAAUGGACAGAGGAAGCUCUUCGUUACUGUCCAGAUUCGCCUAUCAUUCUAGUUGGUCUCAAGAGCGAUUUGCGCAAGACCACUUCCACUCGUCGCUUUGUGCGGCGCGAAGAAGCCGAAAAAGUGGCCCUCGCAAUAGGAGCGAAAAGGUACAUGGAGUGUAGUGCCCUUGAUGGCAGUGGAGUAGACGAUGUUUUUGAGGUUGCCACUAGAACCAGUCUGCUUGUCAACAGGCAGCCAGGAAGAAGUUGCUGUGUCGUGGUAUAG
Molecule: messenger RNA, 564 nt
Organism: Lachancea nothofagi CBS 11611
Lineage: Eukaryota; Fungi; Ascomycota; Saccharomycetes; Saccharomycetales; Saccharomycetaceae
Source: the annotation of a GenBank genome assembly